Molecule: messenger RNA, 4650 nt
Organism: Oryza brachyantha (malo sina)
Lineage: Eukaryota; Viridiplantae; Streptophyta; Magnoliopsida; Poales; Poaceae
Product: mediator of RNA polymerase II transcription subunit 33A-like
Exons: 12
Coding region: 1-4152 (1383 amino acids)
Biological process (GO): regulation of phenylpropanoid metabolic process
Cellular component (GO): mediator complex
Source: RefSeq, a predicted model, not a curated record
AUGAAACAAGAAUAUUAUCAGGGCCAUAAUGUAAAAACAAACAAAAAAAAAUUCAGCAUAGGCGCGCGCAAUAAAGGCGAGCGACCGGCACCACCACCUCGGUCCUUCCUUCGCCUGUUCCUUCCACCUGUCUUCCUUCCUUCCUUCUCACCACGUUCCAAAACCACACGCUCCCCCGUAAAACCCACCCCGACCCCGACCCUCGCAGCAGUCGCGGCCAUGGCGGCCGCCGCCGGCGCAGAGCUGGAGAUGGAGCGGCGGGUGAUGGCGGCCGUGAAGGCGUCCGCGGCGCGCGGCGACCCCCCGCUCCUGCAGGCCGCAGAGGCCGCGCGCUGCGCCCGGGAAGCGGAGCCGUCGUCGUCGUCCCGCGGGGACGGGUCUGGGGCUGGGGCCGGGGGCGUGCUCGCGGCGGCGCUGGUGUCCAACCUGUGCUUCGCGCAUAACACGGGCGCGAUGUGGAAGGUGCUGGACCAGGCUAUGGCGUCCCGCCUCGUCUCCCCGCUCCUCACCCUCGCGCUGCUCACCCCGAGGGUGGUGCCCAACCGACGGGCGCAGCCGGAGGCGUACAGGCUCUACCUCGAGCUGCUCGCGCAGUACACGGUAUCAUCGUGCACGGAGCGCGCGGAGACGAAGGCCAUGUUAGUCAAGUCUAUUGAUGAUGCUUUGCAUCUUUCAGAUAGCUAUGGGGUUCAGAAAAUGGAUUUUGGACAUACAGUUGUUUUGUUUGUGUUAAGUAUUAUCAAAAUAUUGACUGACUGUAUUCUGGAAGAUUGUGGUUUGCCAAGUAUUGCUAGUGAGGGACAUGACAUUUCAUAUGCUAUUGGAUCAGAGAAAAAUAUGAAUUUAGAUGGCACAGGAAGUUCACUUGGCAGGAGAGAUGAGCACCGUGAAUGUCUAAGGAGGAAGAACACAAUUAUGACUUUAGAAGUAGUUGAGAAGAUCACUGCUAACAAAAAUACUCAAGUUUUUCUCCGUCUAGUCUAUCGCAACACACCUGAAAAUUUCAGUACUUUGCUCCAGAGGCUUCAGCUUAUUGGUGCCCUUAAGUCAAAGAAUUUUGUAACUGCAAAUAAUCUGCUAGAUAGCUUGAUGACGAAUAUACGGAAAGUUAUUACUUCAGGACAUCAAUUGCACAAGGGCAAUCUAUUGGGAGUUGUUGUUAGUACAAAGCCUUGCAGUUCUGCUUCACGCAGUGUCUUUGGUGCUGGAAAGAGCUCUUGUUGGAUAUCUUUUGACAUGUUUAUGGAGAACGCAAUGGACGGAAGACAACUUGAUACCAUAUCAUCAAUUGAAGCUCUGACAGAACUAUCCAAGACAUUUCAAGUUCUUAAUCGGGCAACCUGGCAAGAAACCUUUCAAGCUCUAUGGAUUUCAGCUUUGCGACUUGUACAACGGGAUCGUGGCAGCCAAGAAGGGCCAUUUCCUCAUUUUCAUUCUCGAUUAUGCAUGUUAUUGGCUAUUGUACCUUUGUCAAUUGCUUCCAUUCUUAAGGAAGAGUCUGACAAGGUAGAAGGUGGAAUGAUAUCUGUUAGAAGAGGAGAACUAUUGUCUUCACUUCAGGUUCUAGGGCAAUUUUUUGGUCUUCUUUCUCCUCCGCCAGCAGUAGUGCCAUCAGCAAAUAGUGCAGCAACGAAAGCAUUAGUUGCUUUAUCUAUUUUGAAGGAUCAGAAUGAGAAUGGUCACAAUUCUUCCCAAGAUAUCUUCUCUAUUAAAGCAGUGGGGAGUAUGCUACAUCUUAUUGUGGAAGCUUGUAUAGCAAGGAAUUUAGUUGAUACAUCUGUUUAUUUUUGGCCUAGCUAUGUUGUUCCAGUUAAAGGCACCUCUGCUGUUGAGGAAUCCCCUUGGUCAGCCUUAAUGGAAGGUUCACCCCUUAUGGGCCUUAAGGAUGCACUUAUGGUUACACCUGCUUCGAGCCUAGCAGAGUUAGAGAAGUUGCAACCUUUUGCGGUAAGUGGGUCAGAUGAGGAAAAGUUGGCGGCUUCUAAAAUUCUGUGUGGAGCAUCCCUUAUUCGUGGCUGGAACAUUCAGGAACAUGUUAUCCAAAUGGUGCUUAAGUUGCUGUCUACAUUGCUUCCCCUACAUUCUGUAUCGGAUGGCUUCUAUAUACAUCAAAUGCCUAUGCUGCAUGCUCUUAUAUCCGGGAUUUCUUCGGUUGACGUGGUUCAUAUUCUCUCAAUGUAUGGCUUGGUUCCAGAACUAGCGGCCAUUCUAAUGCCUUUUUGUGAAAUAUUUGGAUCAUUACCUCUGUCUGAUUAUAGGAGUUGUAGUUUUGAAGAGCCUUCUGUAUACUCAGUAUUCUCAUGUGCUUUCCUGUGUCUUCUUCGCUUGUGGAAAUUUCAUAGACCCCCUUUGGAGUAUGCACUAUCAAAACAUGGAGUCUUUGUUUGCUCAGAGCUCAGUUUGGAUUUUCUUCUGCUACUAAGAAAUAGCCAUUUUGCGUUGAAAAGUCUGUGUGAUGUUAGCAGAAAGAGCAUACUUCAGCUAGAGCCAUCAUUUCAUAAACCGGUGCAUAUUGACUCAUUUCCGAAGCUACGGGCAUGGUACUUCCAGAAUCAGGCUUGCAUAGUCUCUACUCUUUCUAGUUCUUACAAGAGGAAAAGUAUCCUCGAAUUAGCCAAUAAGAUACUGAAAAUUUUCUGCCAUAAAAUGUCAAAAAGUGGCAUCCCUCCUGUCAGUUCCCAAUCAACAUCAAGUUCCAGUACGGCUGGUUCACCUCUAGGUGCACAAGAUGAUGUCUGCCAAGGGCCUUCAGCUACUGCAUGGGAAGUGCUGGAAGCGGUUCCUUUUGUCCUGGAAACUGUUUUAGCUGCCUGCGCACAUGGGAGGCUUUCAUCUCGUGAUUUGAUUACAGGCUUGCGGAAUCUUGCGGAUUUCUUGCCUGCUUCAGUUGCAGCUAUCGUCAGCUAUUUUUCAGCAGAAAUUACUCGUGGCUUAUGGAAGCCAGUUAUGUUGAAUGGGAUUGACUGGCCCAGUCCAGCUGCAACUAUUUCGGCAGUUGAGUCUGAUAUCAAGGAAGCUCUUGCAUCUGCUGGUGUUCAUAUUAACAUCUCUCCACGAGCACGUUCACCUAUCCCAAUGCUUCAAUUACCAAUAGCGACUCUUAUCAGCUUAUCAAUAACUGUUAAAAUGGAGGAAAUUAAUCAUUUACAAGGAAUCAUUUACAAAGGAGUGGAAAUUUGUGCUACAUCAAGUUCAUGGCCUAGCAUGCCAAUCAUAGGGGCAUUGUGGAUACAGAAAGUUCGGCGGUGGCAUGAUUAUAUCAUCUUGUCAUGUUCAGAGACGCCCUUUACCAGAGAUAAAAAUGCAAUUGCUCAACUGAUCAGGAGUUGCUUCUCAUCCUUCCUUGGGCCUUUGGUCGAUGGGCGCUCUUGCUUUGUAGCAGACAGAGGAGUGAAUAGUCUGCUGGGGAAGGCUCACCAAGAAAGAGGUCCCCGGCUUUCUAUAUCCCCAGGAUUACUUUACACUCGAUGCUGCCGGAUGUUUCCUGACAACUAUUUUGUAUGUGAGGAGAUUUUCAAGGUUGUCAUUGAGAGAGCCCAUGCAUUAGCAAAUGAAUGUGACUCUAGUAGGCAUCAUCUUCUGAGGUCUGGUCGGCUGCCGCUAUCUUCUGCCUCAUGUUCUGUAGAGCAGAUAGCAUCACUUGCAGCAUCUAUGCUUUGUCAUGCUGGUGGUAUGAAGUUGAUCCGUCUUCUGUAUGAGCAGAUUCUGCCAACAAUGCUGCUUUCGACUGGUGAAGCGAAGCUGGGUUGUGCCGGACCAGUGUGCAGCAGUUUCGAAGGAUUUGCUUUGGCAUAUGUUCUCCUCGUUUCUGGGGCCAGCAUCUGGGGAGUGGGAGAAACCUCCUCAGUUUAUACUUCACUUUACACAUCGAAGAGGCAAAGGGUUGUAGAUAGGCACUUGGAGUUCAUGGCCAAUGUAAUGGAGGGCAACAUUGAGCUUGGUUGUGGCCAGGUCGCAUGGAGAACCUAUGUUGUCUGUUUUGUGGGCCUGAUGAUUGACUUUGCGCCAACAUGGAUCCCGGAGGUGAAGCUCGAGACGCUGCAGAAGUUGGCGUCUGGGCUUUGGAAGUGGCACGAGCGUGAUCUUGCCCUCUCUUUCCUUGAGCGAGGGGGUCCAAAGGCCAUAUCUACAGUGGUCGAAUAUAUUCAAUGAUAUGCUUUGUGCCAUACAUUUCAGCAUUUGUGCUCUCUUGCUCUAUACAGGCAUACAAAUCUUACAGCUGAUCUGACAUGCUCCCCAUCAGAGAAACGUACGUUAGAGCAGAUCGCUUGCUCUGAACUGGAAGUCUAUACUACAGAAUACAGAAGGGAUAUCCAGCAGUUAGGUGUUUACAGCUACUCACUAAACAACAGGUUCUUAACAGUAUAUUUUACAGGUCAGUUCUUAUUGUGUUGUUACUGAUCUUUGUGCAUGUGUAUAUAAUCCACGGAAUGAUGGGAACAAGAUGCCAUCUGCCAAUAUUCUCUUGGUCGCAAUUUGUAUGCACAAAUGUAACUCAAAUGUCUUAGAAUACAUAUCAAUAGAUCAGUGUGUAUAGAUAGUGCCUCUAUUUGGGCCCCGAGGCCACUGGCACUGAUAGGUAUACGAGCUGUAAGGCCCUUUUCAUUUUUUUUCAGCAUAGUUGCCACUACAAUGACAUUUUUUUGAUAA